AUGGAGUUCACAUUCUACUACUACACACCAUCCGGUGCUGCUGGAGGCAUCUUCGUUGCACUAUUUGCCCUCAGCACCCUGCUCCAUUUCUAUCAGCUACUCCGCACACGGACAUGGUUCAUGAUCCCUUUUGCGAUUGGCGGAAUCCUCGAAGCAAUUGGUUAUGUCGGCCGUGUACUGUCAACAAAUGAAGCUCCCAACUACACCAAGGGCCCCUAUAUCAUGCAGAGCGCCCUCAUCCUGAUCGCACCAGCCUUUCUCGCCGCUAGUAUCUACAUGACCCUGGGCCGCAUCAUUACUAUGCUUCAGGCAGAACAAUACUCGGUCAUUCCCCUUCGCUGGCUGACGAAGAUAUUCGUGGCGGGUGAUGUGUUAUCCUUCCUGAUGCAAGCGUCUGGCGCCGGUCUUAUGGUAUCGGCAGAUGAUCCCAGCACCGGAGAACACGUUAUUAUCGGUGGAUUGUUCGUACAAAUCAUCUUCUUCGGCUUUUUCGUGAUCACCGCUAUUGUCUUUGAGCUGCGCAUGGCGAAGAAACACAUUAGCGCAUCUCCUGAGGCAGGUCGUAUCUGGCGUCGACAUAUGGUUGCACUCUACGUGACUAGUGUUCUGAUUUUGGUACGGUCCGUGGUUCGUGUCGUGGAGUAUCUGGAUGGCUACGACGGCUUCCUCAUGAAACAUGAAGUCUUCAUUUACGUCUUCGACGCUCUGCUGAUGUUUUUUGCUAUGGCGGUUCUCAACUACAUUCAUCCCAGUCAAGUCAACUGCCUUUUGGACCGGGGCGAGCAGUAUUUUGAAAAGUUCGUCGUGACUCGCAAAUAUGAGCCUAGUGCCACGCAUGAAAUGGAGGUCAAUAGCCAGACCUACUCGUUUCAGCUACACACAAUGACUCUAUGUGAGCUAUGUCAAAGCAUCCCUCUAGAAGGCCUCCCCGCGUUCCCGAGACUAGACAACAUCAUCGCCCUCGGGCCCCAUCAGUCGAUCAUAGCGCUAGGUAAUAACGACAACCGACCGCUACGGGAUGAUUUGGGCUUCCCUCAUCACCCGAAUAUAGACAGCUUGCGACGGGCAUCGGCGGCAGGGUGCGAGCUCUGCCAUAUUCUGGAGGACCAGGUGAACCGCAUGAUCCAAGCAAUGGAGCAUCCGCAAAAUAUGCCAUCAGAACUAGUAGCACGUCGUCCACGCUUUGAUUUAUGGUUGACCAGGCGCCUUAACGGAGGGGAUGGCUUUGCUGUGCUUACUGCCAGCAAUAUGGACCGGGGAAGUGGGUACGACGCACUGGUGGUAGCUGUCAUGGUCUUCUGCUGUGACGAAGACGACCCUCUUGCUACCGUGUUUCGGGGACGCCAACCCAAAAAUGCUCUGGAUACCGCAGCAUGUCGUCGUUUUGCUGGCUGGAUCGCCGAUUGCAACAACCAACACCGGUCGUGCGCUAUGCCGCCAAGGCCCCUACCGACUAGGCUCAUUGAUGUGGGAUGCGAAGGCUCGGGAGAUCUGGUGAAGCUCGUCGAGCCAGGUGGUGAGACUCGUGGGCAUUAUGUGACCCUUAGCUAUUGUUGGGGUGGAGACAGGACUUCCGCAACAACACGCCUCAACGCUGCGUCCAAGAAGGAAGGGAUGCUCCUACAAGACCUACCACAGACCUUUCAAGAUGCGAUACUAAUGACACGAGCUCUUCAUGUUCAGUACCUGUGGAUCGACCGCCUCUGCAUUUACCAAGAUGACCCCCAGGAUUGGGAGCGAGAAUCUGCCAACAUGGGGUCAAUCUAUGGGAAUGCCUACCUAUGCCUGUCAGCGACCUGUGCCGCAAACAGCCAGGAGGGACUUGUGCCUUCUAGAAAUCCAAGGCCCAGUGUAAGUCUUCCUCACACGAGCAACACCUGCGCAGGGCAUGUCAAGGCCUGCUUGCUGCCAACCUUUUCAGACUUCAGCAAACGGAACGCUUUGGAAUUGAACGAGGAGCCCCUCUCUAAAAGGGCAUGGGCUUUUCAGGAACGACUAUUCUCGCAGCGAAGUCUGAUAUUUGCGAGUGAUAAAGUGUAUUUCGUGUGUGAAACACAUAUCAUCUCGGAAGAUGGCCUCGAGCUAAUCGACGGACCCGAAGUGGGUUAUACAAACGGAUACCCGUAUAGAUCGAUCGCCGACCGGAGCAGAUAUGGCACAGUACCGCCCCAAAAUAUGCGUGCCCACUGGUACCGCCUAGUGGCACUCUAUAGUCGGCGUAGCCUGACAUUUCCUUCCGACAAACUACCCGCGAUAUCUGGCAUCGCGAAAGAGUACGGCAAGGUGCUGGGAGACUCUUAUGUAGCAGGACUUUGGGGGAACUCUCUCGUGGAAGGAUUAACUUGGCAACCUUUAGGCAAGUGUAGGGCAGUACGCGAGUAUCGGGCGCCAUCCUGGUCAUGGGCUUCUGUCGAUGGUAUUAUGAAUGAACUCUAUAGAGAGAUCAGCCCCAUAGCGUCAGUCCUGGAUGUACAAGUCGAUGUAGACGGUGACAACCCUUUUGGACGAGUAAGAGGCGGCUGGAUCAAGAUCGAAGCGCCUCUUUUCCCUCUCUUCCUGGUAGAUUACGAGGGCCUGGUGGCGAAGGGCACCACAGGUCUUCAGACAAUAUAUGAAGCGGAUGAAGGGUUUUAUCUGAUGUUUGACACCAUCAGUAACCAACUCGAUGUUUCGCUCGGUCUUAUCAAGACUAUGAGGCUAUUUAGCUUGGUUCUUGCCGAAUACGUCGGGAUAGGGAUCAGGGGUUGGUAUUUUUCUCUCAUCGUGACCCCGGCUGGUGAUGACCCUAAGACAUUGAAGCGAGUUGGCUGGCAUGUCGGAACACAGGCCCAGUUUGGACCUCCUGACAUUCACACGUUCCGGUCGAUAAUAACAUUGACUGGGAAGAGCUCCGAUGCGUUCCCCAACCCUCUUGCGACACUGGUCAAGUACAUAUCACCACACCACACGAUUUACGGUGGAAUGCAGCCGUUGGCAUCCAGGGAGAAUCAUAUUGACCCUAAAGUCCCAGCUGCGUAUCCUCGGGUUCCGCGGGAUGUUUUCCAAGUCUUCUCUUGCAGGGUCCAGCAAAUCAUCCAAUCACUCAAAAAUCCGGUCCAGACCCCAGAUAACAAGGGUGGCCACGUACAGACGCCGUCGUGGCAAGCUAUCUCGCUUGAUUGCCGCCAACGGACCAAUCGCGGCCAAUUGCGCCCAAGGGCUCCACCCAAGCCCUCGAUCCCCGGCGCGCCGAAUUGGUUCGGUCGGCUGGACUUCCUACUCCAGGUGUAG
This is a messenger RNA of Aspergillus nomiae NRRL 13137, 3270 nucleotides long. RefSeq lists its product as uncharacterized. NCBI's taxonomy places the organism in Eukaryota, Fungi, Ascomycota, Eurotiomycetes, Eurotiales, Aspergillaceae. The record is from RefSeq and is a predicted model, not a curated record. Bases 1 to 3270 code for a protein of 1089 amino acids. Gene Ontology annotation, cellular component: membrane. The transcript has 7 exons.